UCAGGUCCAUGGCGCCAUGGCCUCUAUGAGGCAAAAUAUGGACUAUUAAAUCUUCCUAGACACAAGCAAUGCAAAUGUCUUUAUAGCAAACCCUAUAAUUGCAGGUUUAUCUAAUCUUAAUCAUCCUAAUGAGGAGGUUGAUUAGAUUGUUUUUGCGCUGCACUGAAAUAAUUCAAAGGUGACAUGCAACAAUUCUCUAGUCAUUGUAGUCUUGUGGUUACUAGUGCACAUUACAGUAAGAGAAAACAGUUUGUUUACACUGCAGGCUUUAAAUUAUAUAAUCAAUUGCUGGUGGGGCUGAAGCUAUCGAUUACUUUAGUAAUUCAAUCAUUUAUUGAUUAGUUUGUCCGAUAAGUUGAGUAAUCGGAUAAAACACUUCAUAGUCUGAAUGUGGAUUUUAGAGAAACAUUUUUUUUUAAAUAAACAACACUUUUCUAACAUGUUUUUAAGUCAUCAACAUUGAAAUUGCACUUUGUGCAAAAAAAACUAUCCGCUGAUCACCGCACCCACACACCAUCACUCUAAGGUGCACUUUGAUGCAGUGGCCACACAGAAACAAUGUUCGUGUAUUUAAAGUUCCGGGCCCUCAAUGUGGUGCGGAUGUCAUCAUUUUAUAUUAGUUACACUAAUUAAAUGAUUAUUCCAACCAACACAAUAUAAAUUUAAGCUUUUUUCUCAUCAAAUUGUUGCAACUUGCAGCAAAAAAAAUGCUUGAACACAUGCAACAAACUUGGUGCACUAUAUAUUUUGCCAUAAUGAUAAAAAGGUUGUAAAAGGAGGAUUGGGGCAUAAUAAGUAGAAGUAAUGGAGUGUCUGCAAUAGUUUUCGUAACAAAUCCUACUAUAUUCCAAUGUUAUUAGGCCCUAUCUUUUCUGAUCUGCAGCGUCUCUGACUUAAUGUGUGUUUCAUGUCCGCCCUUCAAACUGUGUUGUCUUUCCUGAGACAUAAUUGUGCUAAUAGCGCUGUUAUGUAAUUUUCAGCAGGCGCAAUCAGUGUUCAUUGUGUGCCCUCGCUCAAAUUACCAAGUAAUUAGACCUAAUGUGGCAUCAUGGAGCACUGAUUGAAGAGAGCUAACAGGCAUUAUCUUCUCGAUGAAGCGAUGCAAUAAUAUUGUUACAGAAUUGUUCACGCCGCAAGAUGAGGUUUUUGAGUGGAAUGCAAUAAAUGUUGAAAAUUGAAUUUUAACAUGGAUGAUUGUGAUCAUGUCAUCUGUAUUUUCAGUCAAUUUAUAGCUUUUUCAGUAGAUUUGGAACUUUACAGUAAUUAAUGGCAUUUGUUUGUUUGGUCCAAACAUCUCAGUAUGUGUCAGGUUUCUAGUGCACACUUUCACCUAGUGACACGUUAGAUGCCUGACACGCUGACAGUGGCCUGUAGUCCUUUCCUGCGUCACACAAGCUGGCACACUCUGACACAGUGAUCCCUUCAGGACACGAGCCAGCCUGCAGAGCUCAUGCAUGACCUGCUCUGACCACAUUUAGGGAUUUGGGGCGGGUGAGGCGGAUAUUUCACUAUUAAAAUCUUGAUUUAAGUCACAAGCAAAUGUUACUGGAGAUGUGACAUUCGUGAUUGAGUCAAAUCUUUUUAAAUGACUCUUUUAAAUGAAUAAUGAGAAAUGAUUUGCAUUCAUUUUUCUCGUUAAUUGUUCUGCUGUGGAUUUGUAAAGUAGUUGAGGUGUAUACACUCUGGGUAGGUUAGUACAAUCUUGAAUGCACAUUUUUUGUUUUAUAUACAAUAAGACAUAUUUUUGCUUUUUAUUUGCUUAUUUUAUCUGUACUGGUGAGGGAAAAUUCAAAAUAGUGAUCUCAUUGUCAAUACAUACGGGAUGGGAUAUGACACCAACUUAUGGAAUGUUUAUAAUAAAGACGCAAAUCAAAUUAUUUAAAUAUUAGCAGUGUUUUACAAUAAUUUCCACCAAUGGAGCUACAUUAUUGGAAUGUGUAAAUUUGAAUUAUUCUGACCCAAAUCUUGUUUUACAACUGAUUCAUUCCUUGAUAAAUACAAGUAAUUUCUAUUAAAAAAAAACUUUUGAACUGCUCUUUGAUGGGUAACAUUCCUUAAGAUCUGGCUACCUUCAAAUACAAUUAAAUAAAAAUAAAUACCUGAUAAUUAAAAUAUAUUGGGGAAAAAAGUUCAAUAAAUUAUUAAAAAAGGAGCCAUAAAUCACAUUUCUAAAGGUUACAAUUAUCAUUUGAAUGUAAAUGAUCUGAUAUCUGCAUCAGACAGAGUUGUAAAAAAAGGGUUAGAAUAACUAACUGGUCACAAGACUAAAGGGGGCGGGCAACAACAUGAUAACUUUGAAUAUAAAUAGAACGACGUGCAAGACUCCACUGUGGGUGAAAGGGUCGACGUGGUUCUCGCAGGACUACUAUCUGCUCUCAAUAUAAUAAAGUGCGUCCCUAAAUCUGCACCAGAUCAUCAGUAUGGAGACAUCCAGCACAACUGUCCUGCCUGUCUUUGGCCUGGGCUCCAUGGCACAGUCAGCUGGACUAGUGGAGAUUGCGGUCAGGCUGUGUUUAAACCAACGUAAACAACUUUGUCCUCACGUUUGGGUGCCCAUCCUGAAGCCUCUGCGGUCCUGCAUCCGCCCCGCACUUUCAAAACACGUAUCCUCUGACAUCCUUCAAGACUUCUCCACUCGGCUGCUCUCAAGUUCCUUUGAGGACUCGGAUGAUGAGGAUAUAUUGGCCCCAGUCAAGAACAAGCGCGUGGUUUUCGCCGACUCCAAAGGAUGGUCCUUGGCAGAGGUUCGAGUCUUCUCUAAUGAGGAGGAGCACGCCGACCUGGACCCGCUGCCAUCCCUGCAGGGUCUGUGGAGCAUGACGGAGGAUGGUUACAGCUGUACGGUCAGCACCUGCUGCCCAGGAACACAGCUCACACUCGGCUUCCCACAGCCCUCUGCUAAUUUCCAGGCCUUCCGUGCCAAGCUCGCUGAGAGCAUGGUCACGCUGGAGAACUGCACGGUCACCGAGCAAGCCCUCAGAGGCACCGUCCGAGUCCGAAACGUCAGCUUUCGAAAAGAUGUGCGUGUGCGCAUCACUUUUGACUCAUGGCAAAGCUACAGAGAUGUGCCCUGCACGUACCUGCAGCAGCGCUUCGGAGGGCCGCACACAGACAUCUUCGAGUUUGACAUCGCCGUACCUAAAGUGCUCGAUGCAAAGAGGAAGAUAGAAUUCUGCUUAAGCUAUUCGCCAGGAGAACAGGGUGUCACCUUUUGGGACAACAACAAUGGGCAGAACUAUACGAUCGAUGUGUGCGUGAAGUCACAUCUUUGUCACAACAGAUAAAAGAGGUGUAAGAGUUGCUUACUUUUCAAACAUAAAGUAGUUUUAUUGUUUGUGUUGUUUCACUGUGACUCUUAUCUUAUUUGAUUUAGUGAAUACCAAUUAGUGUCCUUUAAUUGCCACCAAUCUACAGAAUUAUUUAUAAAUAAAUGA
Entelurus aequoreus (snake pipefish) is the source of this 3434-nucleotide messenger RNA. Its product is annotated as DNA replication complex GINS protein SLD5-like. The record is from RefSeq and is a predicted model, not a curated record. Gene Ontology annotation, molecular function: protein phosphatase 1 binding; glycogen binding. The transcript has 3 exons. Lineage: Eukaryota; Metazoa; Chordata; Actinopteri; Syngnathiformes; Syngnathidae. Gene Ontology annotation, cellular component: protein phosphatase type 1 complex; GINS complex. Gene Ontology annotation, biological process: double-strand break repair via break-induced replication; DNA-templated DNA replication; regulation of glycogen biosynthetic process. Bases 2421 to 3284 code for a protein of 287 amino acids.